This is a messenger RNA of Colletotrichum costaricense, 2163 nucleotides long. RefSeq lists its product as uncharacterized. NCBI's taxonomy places the organism in Eukaryota, Fungi, Ascomycota, Sordariomycetes, Glomerellales, Glomerellaceae. The record is from RefSeq and is a predicted model, not a curated record. The coding region runs from base 1 to 2163 and encodes 720 amino acids. The transcript has 5 exons.
AUGAUCCUCGGAGAGAUCAUGAACGACCGAGGAAGAUUCUUCCUGGAGAAACUCGCCGCAGCGUCCGAGUACCCAGAUUCCCUCCUCUGCCAAGACGAACGACGGGCGACGCUAAAGGCACGCAUCGAGCAUUAUGCCGAGAGGAAACAUCAAGUAUUUGACGAGGCCCAAGAGAAACGGAAGGAUAAUCCGUUGAUAGUCGUUGACUUUGGCACGGGAAAGUCUCGAUCUCCGGUGGCGGGGGGCGAUUUCGAUGUCGACGAGGUUGCCAACGAUAAAAACAGUAGGGAGAAGGCCGACUUACACAUCAUACGCAACAUCGACGACUUACGAAACAAGCUGGCCUGGCCGGAUCCGAAGCAAGGCCCGUGGAAGUCUGAAUACCUUGAAAAAGAUCCUCCGUUACGAGUGAUCCUGCUAGAGCGCAUGUGGCCUACCUCGCUGCUACUGAACCUCAGAGAAGACGUGCUGUUGGAGAUCCUAACCUACCACCAGAUCCCGGCUCACUUCCUGACCUUCGUUACCAGCGGCGGUGACUCCUGGAGCUUCGCCAGUAGCAUGAGCUUCGCGGGCUUCAAGGGCUGUACGAAGACGCUCUCGGGCCCUGGUCAAGAACAGCCCACCAGCUUGGCGGUGCUAGGUCGUAGCGGUAGGCACAUUCAGGUCUGCCUCACCUUAUUCAGCAUCCGCGAGUAUCCCUCACAUGCGCUGCCCCAGGACGCGGACCCCGCGAGAACACCGCGGUGGGAGACGCACUCCGCGGUCGUGUACGUCCAUUUUGACAUUAUCGAGGGCACGGCGGUGUGGUUGCUCGCAAGCCCCCGAUCGUAUCAUCCGGAAAGGGGUCACGGCACGCAGAACCUACUUUGGAACGCUUUGAAACACGACAUGGCGAGUGACAUGAAUGCGCUUCAGUCGCUUGACGUCCCCGAGCGAUUCCGCAUCAGUGUUGACAGUCUCCUUGCGGCCGCCGAGUGGUCUAUCGGGAUGUUUUCGCAUCACGUCCAGGACACAGAGAAGAGGCUCCAUGAGUUGACCAAGCCUUACGUCUAUCCGUAUGACGAUGACGAGACGGUGGAUGACAAGGCAAGCGCAUCAAUCCACGCCCAGGACCUUCGUAGAAUGGCGUUCUUGAUGGAAACUCGGCAUGGCAGUGUCAUCAAAGUUGAGAAUAACCUUCGGGUUCUCCGCCGUCUCCGAGAGUUUUUCGUGGAAAAUGUGGCCGGGCAUCUCGGCCCUCUCAGAGAUUCCCACGCCAAUGAGAUCCGGACGCACAUCAAAGGCUUUGCGGAGAAGUUGACAUUGGUAAUGGCAGAGAUCGAGGACUUGUUGGACAGGGCAUCAGCACUGGAUAAACUUGCGAGGAACAGAGAAGAAUACAUUCAACGGUUGCAAGCGCAUCACUCAACUCAGCAAAUGAAUACAAUCGCGGUGCUGACGGCGGAUGACUCGUCCGCGAUGAAGCAAUUGUCUUUCAUCGCCCUGAUAUUGUUACCAGUCACGGUCGUAUCGACGGUUCUCAGUACGGACAUUGUCAAGUUUCAGGACCUUUCGAACGAAAACGAGAAUGCCACCCGAGGCACGUCCGAAGGCCCCAUUCCGAUAUACAGUUUUUCGGUGGCGGCCUUUGGCACAUGGGCGGUCGCCAGCGUACUCAUGACUAUCGCGACUUUGGUCAUUGUCAAGCCGGCAGGGAACCGUAGGAGGCAAGGCAACAGCAGUAUAGACUGUGGGGCGCACGAACCUCCCAUGGAGAAAACAAGGAGAUCUCGACUGAUAACGCGAUUGUCUCAUGCGUGGAACAUUCGAGACAGGUUCGACUCAGCCGUAGACUCUUCGUCCCGCAAUGCCAGGCCCAGGCCACCGAGCCCGGCGACUUCGGCACUCGCGACUUCGAUACACACGGCCCCGACGGUUGUCAAGAUGGCAUCAAAGUCGCGAGGAACCCCGGUAGUGGAUAUAGACGCUCCCGUGUGUGCCGAGUCCUCUCAAACUUGGCCAUCGAUGGGGUGCUGGCUGGGGGAUGCUUGGAACACAUUGUGGCGGUCUGCAAAGGAUAAGGUGAACAUGACGGAGAUGGCGACGACACCUCUACCACGAUGGGAUAGUCGAAGAGACGAGGGACGAGAAGAUGGGCAGAAAUCGCGGGGAGAGGGUUCAUGA